Molecule: messenger RNA, 5833 nt
Organism: Amoebophrya sp. A120
Lineage: Eukaryota; Dinophyceae; Syndiniales; Amoebophryaceae
Source: the annotation of a GenBank genome assembly
AGUCACGGUAUGAGUAAGACUAAUAUGGUUAGUAGACGAGUAGAGGGUACUUGUCCGCACCUCACCAGAGAUUGCAGCCAAAAAUGAGUGAACAUCCUCUAAAAUAGAUAGGGAUGACGAGGUAGCAAGCUGCAUAAAAAUUGCGAAGAACAUCAAACGCUGAAAUGACGGUGCCAAGUGUGGCCGUUUGUUCCAUGAACAAUCAGGAUGGUUCGGGGACGCAGGACCACGAGGACGGCGCUCUUUAUCCGGUGGAAUUGCAGUAAUGUCUGAAGGCAAAUGUUCUAAAACGCCCUGUUGCUGUUGUCGAAACCGAAACUAACUUCGACUGAAUAGGGGCCGCCCAGAAGUCCUGAUCGUCGCGUAGUUGUACAACUUCAUCACUACAUUGUACAUAGUUCUAUGUAUGGACAUGCAUGGUUUCUUUGCCCUUGAUACAGAAAGAUGAAGACGGUCGUGCAGUGGGUUUGUCAUCGUGACCCAGCAGGAGACAAAAAAGGUAGAACCACACCCGUGGCCGUGCUGCGCUUCGCACAGUAAUUGCAGGCUUUCUUUUCCUAGUACUCCUACUUCCUGCAUAAUAAGGAAAUUGUGCGCGGAAAAUGUAUUGCCCCUAUGAUCCACUUCCACAAGUAAAUUCAUUAUUAUUCCAUGCAUUUGGAUUUGCAUUUGUUGCUUGAUUUAGGGUUUCAUUUCCAACAGCAGAGGCAGACACGACUGGCGUGAAGAACAAGUACAAGCUGAAGAGAUUUGCAAUGCAUCAUAGUGCGCCGUCGACGUCCUCCGGAGUUGCAAAAGGAUUGGAGGUGGCCGCGGAGCAGCACAAAGAUGGAGAUACGGAUACCUAUCAACCUCCCCCGCGUGCGAUGGACGAGCAAUGGGCUUCCGCAUCUUCUUCAUCAGCAUCGUCCUGCCCCGACGUCACCGAAGACGUGCGUGGCUUUCGGGUGGUCGCCGGCGAAGUGUUGUAUGACGAGUCUGAUAUCGCACAAAAAAAAACUGUACGGCACACCGAAAUAGACUUGGUGUUUGUCUUUUGCUUUUCUAACAGUUUCUGGCUUGCCUUGGCAGCUAAUACACUGCCGAAGAAUCUUGCUCCAAAGAAACAUUGUCUUUUUUCACACGCAAAAUAAAGUGUAUGAAUUUGAAUACACGAGAAAAAAAUCAAGGGCAGCGUUCUUCUUCUUCUUGCAGGCCGCUUUGGGCGACCCCUGUCAACUUCUCGCGGAAGUUGUAGACAUUUAUCUUCAUUCUGGGCUAAAGAUAUUUUUUUGAAAUUGGCAGCUGUGGCUUCGCAGUUUCUUUCUGUCCGAUAUGCGAGGAAAGUGAGCAGGUUGCUCUGCUGCAUGCGGAAUACCCGGACGAGUCCACAGCGACCAUUUCGCGCUACCUCCAGGCGCGCAACUUUGUGCUGCCGAAAGCCCGGGACAUGCUGUCUUCGCACCGCGCGUGGCGAUCAACCCUGGGGGAAAUCAAUCGCGAGAACACAGACUUUUCUCCCGCACUGAAGACCGGCUGCUGGACGUAUGAUGGGAUAAACACGAAAGAAUGGUCAUCUUGGCACCACGACCACGGUCUUCAUCAAUGUCUGCGGAGAUGAUGAAAUUUCGCAAGACAAGAGAGAGCUGCAAGGACCCCUCUACUUACAGCAGCAGCUCUUUUCUAUAUCCGGUUACUUAUUGCGUUUGUGCUCCUGUGCAGGUAUCAGAAAUAUGUAUUUGAAUUAGUGCAAAACAGAUGCCCAAUGUGCCUCUUCGGGACGACGAGGACGGAGCAGAAUGAAGAUGAUGGGUCAUCUUUACUGAGACUGGCUUGCAGGGGAAGACGUAUUGCUAAAGUGAUGCUGAAGAUGAAGGCAUUUUUUUGUAGCAUAGAAGCUGCCUCGGUUUCACCGCGAAUGGAGAGCCAGUACGCACUUAACUACUUGGUUCUAGUUGUGCAGUGAUGUAGUUUAUCGAAGAGCGGCUACCCCAGAAAAAGGUGGUCGUGGUCCUCUUUCAUGUCCCCUGCGGGCGGCUGCGUUGGCAGACGCCAAGUAGUAUGAUGAGAGAAGCGCAAGAAAGUCACUCUCAUUGCAGUUCUAGUAUUAAGUUCGACCACAUGAAAACUAUGAGUCAUCAAGUGUUUUUAUCAUCUUGGUGGUGCACUGUAGUGAAAGUGUGCCUGUAACUCCAACAGGCACUCUUGGACAAGAAUUCUUGUUGUGAAGAAAACUCCGCCUCAACCUUAAGCAACUAUUCUCGUCGUGGAUUUGUAUUUCGUUGGCUUGAUCUUGAGAGACCUUGCAUACCGCAGUGAGUCGUGGGAUCGCUGUGGUCUGCGUCCCAGCCUUAGCACACACGUUUUGGUCUGCGUCGCAGCCUUAGCACACAUCCAAGGGUGGUUUUAACGAGUGCAAUUUCGCAUCCGUGCUGCGUCUAGUUCAUCUUCUAGUAGUUUUUAUCUUGAGAGUAUGAAAGUUCUCAAAACUUCAAGAAAUAUUUGUUUGGUGUACGAAGAAGCUAGAUAGCCGCCGCUCGGAUUCUCUGUGCGUCGCUGCCUAGGUCGUUGGCAUCUGCUGGUCACAGGUCAACCACAGCCAGAGAAGUAUGCCGCUCAUGCUCUUGCAUUCAGAAAAUGUUUGAUUUUUUUUUUUUGAAUUUGCGUGAGCAAUAAAAAUAAAAUUUUAAGUUUUCGCGGUUUUUCCAAAAGGAUAAAAAUAAAAUUUUGAAAUUUCGCUAUUUUUCUGAUUUUUGGCUGUCAAAAUAUAAAGCACGUAUGAAGUCUCGUCUGCGAUCGAGAGCAGUCUCAUAUAGUUUCCCGUGGACGAUAAAAAUAAAAUUUUAAAAUUUCGCGAUUUAUUGUGUUUUUUGGUGCAGGGUAAAAAUAAAAAGCGCUCGAGUACCUAGAUGGCUCCUUUGCUAUGAGGUAGCUCUGGUUCGUUCCAGAACAUCCUCUAUGUUUGUAUUAAUAUGCAACUAGCGCAUUCUCAUCUCAUUUAGUGGGGAAUGGUGGAGGGUCCACGUGGGUUUAGCUCGGUCGACCCCGCGGUUAGGAGGCGGUCUCUUGUCUAGCCGGAUCAUCGCGUUGCGAUGCGCGAUCCCGAAAAAAAUAGGCUCCCCGUAAAAUAGACUCAACCGACGUGCACACUGUGCCCGAGCCACCAAAAGCAAAAUAAGUAAAUGCCAGGUCUGUUUUAGGAAGGGCGCAGCUCCUCCAACCCAUCGGGUUCGGGAUCCGUGCACGCACGGCUACUUCUUCCAUUCGUGCGGGAUGCCUUAAUUUCGCUGCACUUGUAUCCGUUUAGGAACGCCCGUCGUACUGCUCUACUUCGCCAACCAGAAUGGAACUGCGAGCAAACAAAGCCUGCACUACCCGCCUUAUCCCUUGACCUCCCCGGCAAUAGAGGCGCCCGUGAAACAAAUACUCACCGCGAUGCAGUAGAAGCAUAUAGAGAAAGUUAAAACUAAAACAGAUCCUAUUCGUGCGAGCCGGGUUAUGGAAUCCCCACGAGGUAUCAAAGUGAAGAUAAGAAAAACUUGCGCCAGGACAGACACUGUACUAAUUUAGAAACGGCGAUGAAGGCAAGGAUCAUGUAAUGUGUCCGCGAGAUUUGUACUCGUGUUUGCGUCUGCCUAACGGUACGUUGGACAGGAAAACGAAAACAAGAGCUAUCUACAACUUCGAGUCUAUCUUUUUCGUGUAUGGUGGUCGUUGGAAAGACACGUAACCGUAGCGGAAAUUUACGAUCUGCUUCGGCAGCGACCCAAGGCAUUCCACAGAAUCUCCUAUAUAGAUAUACAGAAUCUACUGUGGUCAUGGAGUCCGUCGGCCCGCAUCUCUACAGACCCUUCCCUUGUCUUCUUCUUGAUCGCAGAGCUAGUACCUGCAUUUUUGUAAAAUAAAAGAAGCAAUCACGGGCGAGCAGUGGGUAUGCAAUCCUGUUGGAAAUAAAUCCAAGGUAAAGCUAAAAAUUAUACAUCACUCUGCUACAACUGCUGCAAAAAUAAAGCAAACUUAAGGACAAAAGCAACAGCAACUACCAGGGGAUCAAUCAUAAAGUUUUUCUUUAUUUUCACACACUUCCAUACGAGUACAGCCUGGAUCAGUACGUGCGGUAUGUGGUCUAUUUUGUGGAGCGUAUCUGCAGCAUUGUGGACGACAACGCGGCGACCAGCUACCCCUUCUGCCGCGGCUUUCUGAUUCUGUUCUAUGGCGUUCUCAACUGUUACAUUCUCAACUGUUACACGGAUUUGUCAUGCAAAACUACGCACCUUAAACCUCCAGAUGAUCAAGCGGCCACGCAUGACAAACGAACCUCCGAAGGGCUAAACAGGACGUAAAUCUCUGCCAAAUCUGUGAUGCGAAAGCAGCAAUCUUGCCUCUUCGGUUGUUGCUGUUCUUGCAUGACAAAUUUCAUGUAACAGUUGAGAGUGUAACGUUUGAGAACGCCAUAUGUUCGACCUGAAGGGUUGGGCCCUGUGGCACGCGAAAUACUUCAAGUACCUGCAGCAGCUGAUCAACAUAUCAAAUGUAAAAAUGUCUGGGUCUGGAACUUUUCUAGACUUGUCAUGCAGGUUUUCCAUGAUCCAUAUGGUCUGUAAUGGAGGACCUAGCAUGACAGAUUCCGUGAGAUCACUAUCAUGCCUAUCCUGCAUGAGAAACUUCCUCCCAACUUUAUCAAAAUGGAAACUUCCUCCCAACUUGAAACUUCCUCCCAACAUGAGAAACUUCCUGUUCUAACGCCCACCCGCCAGGAGUCAAAUGGUACUACUACUACUAACUUGAUCAAAAUUGGACAGCAUUUGGGAAUCACGCAACACUGAUUUUUGCAUGAUUCAGAUUUAACAUGACAUGUUCCGACCUUCCAGACCCAGACACUUUUGCACUUGAUACAACAUCACGCAAGAUCAUAAUCCACAGCGCCUGGCGAAGGCCUACCUGAUCAACGCGCCCCAGAUAUUCAACGCGGCCUGGAAGGUGAUUAGUCCGUGGUUGAACGAGCGCACGCGGCGAAAAGUUGCGUUUCUGAAGCAAGUGCCCAGUCGCGAGAAACCGACAGGGGCGGGGAGCACUAGCAGUAAUAUUAAAGGCGACACGACCCUGAAAGACAAGAUGGCGAGCAAGUUUAACUCGUGGAAGAAAAAGAAUCCGUUUGCGAGGAGCAAAGUAUUCCAUGAAAAUUAACCAUCCCCAUCCAAUUUCUCAUGCAAAGAAACAUGUAGUAACUAGAUCUAGAACUAAAGUCUGUGUCUGUCAUGCAAAAAGUGGAUGGGGAUGGUUAAUUUUCACGCAAUACAAAGACAAGGCAGCACACACAGCGGAGACGAGCACGUCUUCGGCGGUGUGUGGCGGUGACGAUGAUGAGGAGGACCAAGAAGACGAAAAGCGGGGCGGAGCUGCAAACGGGGCUGGGGACGAGCCAGUGGGGCUUAACGCGCAAUCAGACACGCCGUCGACCGCCGCGGUUGAGGACGUAGUUGCGUUGCCCUUAUCACCGGCCGAAAAGGUCGAAGCGCAGGCAGAAGCCGUGCGCACUCUGCUUCGCGACAGACUCGCACAAAUGUCGACUCUGGUGAAAACUAAAACGGAUCACGACGUGGUCCCAAAAGCCUUCACGGUCUACGGAAUUCCGUGCUCCUCCCUGCGUCAAGCGCGUAUGCUGCACGAACAAAUGCUCGAGGUGAAAAAGACCCUGCCGCCCGAAGUGGAACUUUUUCUGGAUGUGCCCAGUGAGCUUCUCCCCAAAUCGCUCGGAGGACUGAAGGAGACGGCCGCCGUUCCCAACAUUCCCGGCGAACCGAUCUACUCGGAAGUAGGCGUGGCGAACGAUUCGUGCACGCUGCCAAGCUAG